AGUUGAGACUAAUUCUAUUGGCUAUGAUGGGCGUCGACAGAAGUCACGAACCAGGUCUCCUGUGGAUCAUGAAGGGAGAUUAAGAGAGUUUAAGAGUUAUUCAAGGUCAUAUCUUGGUGCUGCUGAAGAGAGCCGCAUGGACAAUGCAUACCCUCUAGUUGGCAGCAGCAAUGGAGGUGGUACACUUCCCAGGUCAAUUGACUCGUAUGGAAAGAGUCUUGGCAUUGGAGAAGACUACAGGUCACAAGAUUCAUCAAGGUUGGGCAUUUUGGAAGGUGAUGAAUCCUCUCAUCAAGGAUAUUCUAGAGGGAGCAGGAUGCUGGACCACCAUCCUGCUUCACUUGGACACCCCAUUUCUGACCAUUAUGAUGCACAGCAAUCCUUCCAUGCAAGAAAGAAGGAUGUGGACGAUCAAGGUUAUGGAAGUGCUCAACCUAAGUAUGAAAGGGAAAUUUAUCAUGGCCUCCAAAGUUCCAGAGUAGGAGAGCAUGAUCAUGAUCUUGAGAUAGCUCGUGGUCCUCGGUCUCAUCACAGGCGAUCAGAUGUAUUACCAUCUAGAGAAUAUGAUCCACUCUUAGAUGAUACUGAUGGUGGAUCUCAGGAGAAAUUGGUCUUGGGGAAUAUGAAUUUGUCUAAACCGUCCAAGAACAGGCUCAAGCGGAAACAUGCAGAAAAGCAAUUCAUUCAGCAUGGAAGUACGAGUUAUGAUCUAGUGGAUGCCGGUGAACCUUGGGAUGAUAAUGUGGAUUCAAACAUACCUUCAAGGAGUUUGAAAGUGGGUAACUCCAGAUAUGGGAAGUCUAGAAGGACAUUAAAUAUGACAGCCCACCGUCAGUCACCCUCUGGCACAAAUACAUUCUCUUCAUCCGUUCAUACAAGAAAAACCCAGAUUUCUGGCCCUAGAGAUAUAAAGAAACGGCUUGGGCCAGUUGCUGAGAAAGUUCAUGUUUCCCAACGUCUAGCAAAGAAGUACAAGCCUUCACUAAGAAAACGGUUAGGACCUGGUCCUCAAAAGAAUCGUGUUACUCUCCCAUGGCUGAAGAAUCUGAAUGCUGCCAAUCUGCCAAGAAUUCAAGAUGGUUCAGUUGGAAGUGAUCAUGAUCAAGGGGAAGAUCCCCAGGCAGAAAAUGUUACUCCUGCAAAGCCCGAACCUCCUGAAAUGUCCGAGGAUUUUAAACAGCUGGUGAAUAUUGCAUUCUUCAAGUUUGUCAAACAAUUGAAUGAUACUCCGGCUAAAAGAAGAAAAUACAAGGAGCGGGCAAUUUCUGGUAGUUUGAAGUGCAUCGUGUGCCGCAGCCAGGAAGAGUUUGUUGGCACAGAGGGUUUGGCAACACAUGUAUUCACAUCUCAAGAAAUUGGCUUAAGAUCGCGUCACUUGGGUUUUCAUAAAGCACUUUGUGCACUUAUGGGAUGGAAGAGUGCAGAGAAGCCAAAUGUUACAUGGUCACCUGAAAAGUUGUCUGAUGUGGAAAAUUUAACACUAAAGGAAGACCUCAUUUUGUGGCCUCCAGUGGUGAUUAUCCACAACAGUACCAUUGGAAAUAAGAGCCCUGAUCAGCAAGUUAUUAUAUCUAUUGAAGAAUUUGAAACUAAACUAAGAGAAAUGGGCUUUGGAGACGGGACUAAGGUGUACCGUGGAAAACCUGCAAAUCAAAGUGUUUUGGUGGUUGAGUUUGCUGGUCGGCUGUCGGGGUUGCAAGAGGCUGAGAGGCUUCACGAGGUUUAUGCUGGAAACGAUCAUGGGAGGGCCGAGUUAUUGCGGAUCAACCAGAAUGGGGAAACAGUAUCUGCACCAGUGAACAAUAUGGAAAAUAUUCUGUAUGGUUACCUGGGGAUUGCAGAAGAUCUGGAUAAGCUGGAUUUUGAUGCCAAAAGACGUCGUGUCGUGAAGAGCAGGAAAGCAAUUAAGGAUAUUGCAGAGGCUUCCAUAAAGACACAAUGACGAAGCAAUCAAGUGCAGGGAUGUUUUAGGGGGUGUGAACGUGUAGUUCAACUCGUUUUCAUUCGUUUUGUUGCUUGUCGCCAGUGCUGCUUUCUUAUAUGCAGUUACUCUUUUUGGGAUGAUGAUGAUGAUGAGGAUGAAAGUUGAUGGAUCUUUUGACUUGGCAAUUUAGAACAUCACCUCAAAUUGGAUGGAACUUUUGGAUACUCUAGUUACUAUUUUAAGUUUAAUCGUGGAGAAAAGGGUCUUUACUGCAAACUUUCUGGUUCAUUAACUUAUAGUACUCAGAUGCUUUCGAUUUAGCAUUU
Molecule: messenger RNA, 2250 nt
Organism: Coffea arabica (coffee)
Lineage: Eukaryota; Viridiplantae; Streptophyta; Magnoliopsida; Gentianales; Rubiaceae
Biological process (GO): regulatory ncRNA-mediated gene silencing
Source: RefSeq, a predicted model, not a curated record